GCAGAAGCGACCUACACUCUCUUGCAAUACGCAUCAAUCCAUGGUUGGCACAGUAGGCUGAAGAGCGUCAUUCCCGAAGUAAAGUUUUGUGUAACCUUCAUGAGCUCGUCACAGCUGCAGCAAGGCUCUUCGUCCAAGGAAUAUGCCACGUUCCUCAAGGUGCCACUAGCGUCGCCCAGAGUACACCGUCACCAGUCCGCAUCGCUGCUGUCGAGACUCUUCUUCUCGUACGCAGACGAUAUGAUGCAAAUUGGUAACAUGCGGCAACUGGAUCAGGACGACCUGCUGGUGCUAGAUGACGACAGUCGCUCGGACGUCGCUUACGCCUUCUUUAAGCGGCACUACCACCGCCAAAGCCAGUCUAUCGUCCGAGCUAUCAUACACGGCUACGGGUGGAAGUUCCUGCUCUGUGGGCUGGUAUCGGCGUUCACGACGGCCUGCAUUCUGUUAGCACCCGUUGUGUUGCACCACGUGAUCGACACUUUCGCUACACCGGAGAUGGAUCUGACCAGUCUCGGGGCGUGGCUAGCAGCCUUUUUCACCUCUCGUCUCGCCAACGCUCUGGUGACACCACAUGUAGAUUUUCAGACCCAGUUGAUGGUAUUUCACAUUGCAGUAUCAUUGCGAGCGCUGCUGUUCGAGAAGACCAUGCGACGUAGCAUUCAGAGCCGUAGUGAUGACAAGGCUGUGGACGUUGCUAACAUCUACUCUUCGGACAUCCAGCGGGUGAUCCAGUGUGCGAACGAGAUCAACACGCUGUGGAUUUUACCCAUCCAGAUCGGUGUUGUUGUCUACAUGUUGUAUGUAGUUCUAGGUGUCUCAGCGUUUGCUGGGCUUGUCGUCAUCGCACUGUCGAUGCUGGUUGCUUUCUUCUUCACAAAACAGACGAGCGGGUCGUACAAAGAGUUGAUGAAACACAAAGAUGACCGCAUGAAACUCGUCAAAGAGGCGUUCGGAGCGAUCCAGAUAGUCAAGUUGAACGCAUGGGAAGGGAAGUUUGAAGCGAAAUUGCUCACUCUUCGUGAGUUAGAGCUCGUAUCGCUUUCACGAUUCGUGUACGCCAUGUGUGGAACGAUCUUCGUGUUGUGGACGUCGCCGCUAUUCGUCUCGACUGUCUCUUUUGCUUUCUACACUCUGGUGAUGAACCAGGUACUAACAGCUGCAAAGGUAUUCACUGCCAUUGCUCUGUUUAAUCUACUUCGAGAUCCACUGCGCGAGUUCCCUAGUAUCAUCCAAAAGUGCCUUCAAGCUAAGAUUUCUCUGGAUCGGAUGGCAGACUAUCUCGCUCUUCACGAAGUUGAUCCAUCCAACGUGACUCAAAAUGAUCCCUCCAUUCCAGAUGAUGCUGCGAUCGUGGUUGAGCACGGAACAUUUGCGUGGAAUGAAGAUGCGAGUACAGUUUUGGCGGAUGUGAGCUUGAUAGUAGAGAAAGGUGAUUUGGUCGUCAUUCACGGACCUGUCGGCUCUGGCAAGUCUUCGCUGUGCUCUGCCUUACUAGGCGAGAUGGAGAAAAUCGACGGAAAGGUGUAUGUAAACGGUAAAGUGGCAUACUACUCACAGCAGCCGUGGAUCCAGAAUAUGACCAUCCGAGAAAACAUCCUCUUUGGACAUGCCUUCGACCACAACAAGUACCAGAAUGUGCUGGAUGUCUGUGGCCUUCUCCCCGACCUGCAGCAAUUUCCCGGCGGUGAUGCAACUGAGAUCGGUCAAAAGGGAAUCAACCUGUCGGGUGGUCAGAAGGCUCGUGUGAGUCUGGCACGCGCCUGCUACUCCGACGCAGAUAUUUUCAUCUUGGAUUCACCUCUCGCAGCAGUGGACGCUGUGGUUCAAAGCGAGAUCUUCAGCAAGUGUAUCUGUGGGCUGCUAGCAGAGAAGACGGUGGUUCUUGUCACUCAUAACCAGGACGUUGUCGAGUCUGGCGUAGGGAGUUGCAAGGUAUCAAUGUCAGAAGGUCAAGUUUCUGUCGAGCGGCAAGAGGUUCCACUCCCUCGAACAUAUUUUUCGACGCAGAUAUCACCUGAUAAGAUGGAGAACGAGCCAAGAGCUACCAAGCAUGAUGAUGAUAGUUUGAAGGACACCGCUCGUCUGAUCGAAGAUGAAGAACGCGAGGAAGGUCGAGUGUCGGCGACGGUGUUUUGGCACUACUUCGACGCAAUGGGAGGACUAAAAGUGUUGUUGCUGCUGCUGCUGAUCCAGUCAUUGUGGCAGGGAUGCCAAGUCGGGAGUGAUCUGUGGCUCAGUCACUGGACUGGUCAGAAGGGCAACACGUACGAUGCCUCACGAACGCAGUAUAUCAUGACAGUCUACGCAUUAUUGGGCGGAGGCAGUGCUUUGAUGGUGCUCGCACGUGCUGUGACGACGGCUACUGCUGGACUCCGUGCUUCUCGCGAACUAUUUCAUCUGCUUACACAUGCGUUGUUGUAUGCACCAUUAAGAUUCUUCGACGCCAACCCGAUCGGCCGGAUUCUGAAUCGGUUUGGAGGAGACAUUACUGCAGUGGAAAUCGACAUUCCAUUGGACAUCGGAAGUCUAUUGGUGGCAGGCUUCUUCACAUUUUGCCAGCUUGCGACGGCCAUCUACAUUGUGAAAAUAUUGGUUGUGUUCAUUAUCCCACUCGCGUAUCUCUAUGUCAAGUUCGCAAAGUUUUACUUGAUGCCGUCUCGAGAGAUUUCACGGUUGCUGAAAGUGGCGUCUUCUCCAGUUCUCAGUCACAUCUCACAAGCCGAAGAAGGCGUUACUACGAUCCGAGCUUUUGGGCCGGAAUGUGUGGAUCAAACGAUUGCUAAGAACUUUUCACGUAAUGAUGUGAAUGCUCGCGCUUGGUUUUGCGAUUUUGUGGUAUUGACGUGGUUUCAACUUCGCAUGAAGCUCAUCGGCUGUGGUGUUGUGAUUGCUGUGGUGUCAUGUCUGGUCUACCUUCGAGACUAUCUAUCACCGGGGCUUGUUGGUGUUGCGUUUACUUACGCAUUGAGCAUUGACA
Messenger RNA from Phytophthora nicotianae INRA-310, 2980 nucleotides. RefSeq lists its product as hypothetical. The record is from RefSeq and is a predicted model, not a curated record. Gene Ontology annotation, biological process: transmembrane transport. Gene Ontology annotation, molecular function: ABC-type transporter activity; ATP hydrolysis activity; ATP binding. The transcript has a single exon. The annotation marks the transcript as partial. Gene Ontology annotation, cellular component: membrane. NCBI's taxonomy places the organism in Eukaryota, Oomycota, Peronosporomycetes, Peronosporales, Peronosporaceae.